AAUAGGUUCCACGGUUCCACCGACCCCCUCCCCUGUUUAGCUUCCCAUUGCAUGGGUAAUGGGUUUAAUGUGUUGUCUUGGUUGAGUGUCCUCUUUAUUUCAAGUUUUGAGUUUCUACUUUCUUUCAUUCUACUCUACUAAAACUAUAAGAGUAUAAGGGGGUUUGUGAAUGGCGGAUAAGAUUGUGAUCGAGAGACAGAGUGCUGCUACAGCUAUGAACAAUAUCAAUAUGCUUGAGAAGAAGAAGGAGGAUCAUAUUCGUGUCAAGUUUGUUAAUCAGUUGAAUGAAGAAACGUACUUCAAAGUGUUGCCUAGUUCAAAUAUAGGCAAAGCUUUUAAAGCGUACUGUCAACACCACAAUUUGAAUCAUCAAGUUGCCUUCACCUACAAUGGCGAUCGUGUUAAUCCUAGACUCACCUAUCAAGAUCUAGAUAUAGAGGAUGGAGCUGAAUUUGACGUCUUCACCCAUGUUGGUGGUGGUGCUGCUGCCUAAGUCCUAACUGCUUUUGUCUGCUUUGAUCCAUCUUUUAAGGUUUUCCCAAUUAUAUUUUGGGUUUUUUCCCUUCCUUUAGCCUUUAUGUGUUGCACCAAUAUUAUUAUCGCUCCUUAUGUAGACUGUAGAGUGUAGACCAAAUUAUGUAAAGUGCAAAAUACCAUUGGCUGCCUUCUAUAAUUACUAGCAUAAUUAUGUUCA
Messenger RNA from Beta vulgaris subsp. vulgaris (sugar beet), 694 nucleotides. RefSeq lists its product as uncharacterized. The coding region runs from base 170 to 493 and encodes 107 amino acids. Gene Ontology annotation, cellular component: nucleus. Gene Ontology annotation, biological process: protein sumoylation. The record is from RefSeq and is a predicted model, not a curated record. The transcript has 3 exons. Gene Ontology annotation, molecular function: protein tag activity; ubiquitin-like protein ligase binding. Lineage: Eukaryota; Viridiplantae; Streptophyta; Magnoliopsida; Caryophyllales; Amaranthaceae.